GCAAGAGCCUGGAGCGGGCAGCAUCGUCCACGUCGGCAACCACCGCCCACAAUGCUGCACUCCCCACCGAAGAGACGCAAGAUCGAUCCGAGCCUGUCGCAAACGAGCAAUGGUACCGGUGUCGCUAACGGACAGCCGACGACUCCCACCAGGGCAUCCUACCGCUCUCCCACAAAAAGUUCCUUAGCACGCUCCCAUCCCCAUCUCAUCACUCGGUCGACCCGUCGCUCAGUCACCGAACCCAGGGGAAAGGUCCUGAGAGACGAAAUUCUGGGGAGACACGAUCACAUUCCCGAAGUGCCCAGGACGGUAUCCCAGGUUGCCCGCCGCCGAGAUCUCGAUAGUCCAGUCGACGUAUCCGCUGCCCAGGCGAACGAAAACCAGUCGAGCCAGGAAUCCACGGCGUUGCAAAAAGAGUCCACGCCUUCAAAAGCUGGCCAGGCUAGUGACGACGAGCGCCCGGCGCUGAAGGAGCGUCAGCCUGCACAACACACAGCCAGGGAAAGAACCGAGUCCGGCGAGGGACCUGCUACGCCAGCCAUCCUGCCCAAGCUGGUCCCAAGAAAAGAGACGGAUGCGAGAGCUGUUUCGCGAGGUGCAAGUGGUGAGCCUGAGUUGCCUCCCACGCCUGUUGAGCUGGGUCUCAGCCCCGCACCUGAACGACCGCGUGGUCUGGCAUCAAGCAGUAGCCCCAGGAGUUCGAAGAUGAGCAGCAGAUCAGGCAGAUGGAGAGACGGGUCACGCGGGCCCAUCACGAGCAGUCCUCUGAAACCCAGAGCGCCUCCAGCUGUCGAGGCCUCCAAUGAUGACAACGAGAGCAUGCAAGACGACGCUCAAGAAGCACCAGAAAGUGAGCUGGAUGAGGGGCAAGAACACAGUGAGGCAGUGCCCGAACAGAGCGAAGAACAGGUACCGACUCUGGAAUCGUUGAAAAGAAGGUUGGAACAAUUACAGAAGGAGAACGAGCAACUGCAGGCAGCCAUUGAUGAUGACAAUGAUUUGAGCCAGGAAAUUGUUUCUAUGCUACAGCAAUCACUCUUCGAGGAUAGAUCUCUCCGAAGCUUUGAUUACAUCGAUGGCGGCGGCGAAAUGUCCUCUCACUUAACGUUGUUUGCACCUGGCAACCUCCAACUGACUGCUCGGACGGAGACGAAGGUAAUCAGGGAGCGAACGAAGAUGAUCCACUCCCUAAAACUUGAAGCUCCGCCUCCAUGGUAUCCGGAUGCCUUUUCUUGCGCAUUCGAAGUGGUAGUUGACGCCGAAAAUGUCCAAAUCGAACAUGUCGAGCUGAAGGAGGUAAUGAGCAGAGCCCGCCGUACGAAGACCACGAGAGCCGAGAUUUUCAAAUGGGUCAAUGAUCGUUUGGAGCAUCCUCUGCAUCGACUUGAUGUCAGUGGACUGAUAUGGGGAAUAGGGCGAUGGUUCACUGCUGCGGUCGAACGUGCCAAAGUAUUCCAGUGGCUGGACAACAAAUACAACACGCCUUCGUCCAACCAGGGACAGCAGCACGAGGAUGACAAUGACCACGAGCUGACUCAGGACCGAGCAAUUGAGCUAGCACGAUACCUGGAUAUGACCCAAAAUGCGGCAGUCGACGCAGAAACGAAUGUUACCGCAGGCGGCAAGAAAUUCAGAAAGAAAGUCAUACUCUCAUGGGCUAUUGAUAUCGACUGGGCAGGUGGGCCUUUGUCUCAGAUCCAGGUUUCUGUCAGUGGAAUUCCGCCGAAAGCAGAACCUGGGUUGAGGACGAUUUUUGGCAGCUUGAUCCCGAGCUUGGGCGUCAAGGGAGCAUUUGAGAACAUUUGGAUGUUGAUCCACGGAGACAGUGAUGAAUUCAAAUUCGGCGGCACCUCAAAGGACAAGCAAAAGGGGUGACAGCUGAUGCCAGAUGUGCCGAAUCACGAAUACAUGAGUUGACGAAUGUUACAAGAUACCCCUCUAUCAGUGAACAGGACCAUUAGGAUAACGUGGUGGCUUGGUUGUGCAUAUCAGAAGGACAUGGCUCAUGAGUCUGCUGCCGCUUCGAGCUAGUUGUCAGUAAUGAGCGACGAGUCGAAACUGUGAUGAUACCCAUCAAAGA
Molecule: messenger RNA, 2080 nt
Organism: Cladophialophora immunda
Lineage: Eukaryota; Fungi; Ascomycota; Eurotiomycetes; Chaetothyriales; Herpotrichiellaceae
Exons: 1
Coding region: 52-1875 (607 amino acids)
Source: RefSeq, a predicted model, not a curated record